This is a messenger RNA of Rhipicephalus microplus (southern cattle tick), 678 nucleotides long. RefSeq lists its product as uncharacterized. Gene Ontology annotation, biological process: protein processing. NCBI's taxonomy places the organism in Eukaryota, Metazoa, Arthropoda, Arachnida, Ixodida, Ixodidae. Gene Ontology annotation, cellular component: plasma membrane. Gene Ontology annotation, molecular function: metalloendopeptidase activity. The record is from RefSeq and is a predicted model, not a curated record.
AUGGCGUACUCACCAUCUGACAGUUCGGGGCGGCGCAACAGCUCCAUCAGUCCAGUGAUUAGCAACUUCGUGCUGACACCCGAGGAGCUGCACGAUGACCUCCGCUUGCCAUCGACGUUCCUCGUGGCCGCCGGUCGCCGCUUCGUCACCGAAGAAAUUGAGCAGGUGGUCAAGCUGUAUGCGCACGUGCCGGACCAGAAAGACGCCAAUUACCUGGACAACUACCUGCACUUGACCCGAAUAACCGCACAGUAUAUGGUGAGCCUACUGCUGGACACCAGCGCUAACACGAGCAGGUUCUUCAUGCCGCCAUUCAGGAUGGAAAUGCCGCACCUGAUCACCGUGUACAACACCGUUCACCUCGGUCUGGACAGCGUCAUGCCUCCGAUCGACAAGUCUUUCUCGCUCAAUUAUGCCGUCAUCGGACACAGCGUCGUACAGCAAGCAGGCCAAUUGUUCCUGCAUGGUCCAGACAUCUUCAACGAAACGGGCUUCUAUGACAGGGUGUGGACUUCCGGCUACAUCAAUGCGCUGAGGAGGAGGUACCAGUGCCUGAGGAAAAUGCACGUGGAGCAGAGGUGGAUCGACAACAAUGUACCAAGGCGCGUCUUGGAGGCUGUUGUCACUGCAGAGAUUCUGUUCAAUGCUUAUAAAGUGAGCAAGGAUUCUAUGAACUAG